Molecule: messenger RNA, 963 nt
Organism: Echinops telfairi (small Madagascar hedgehog)
Lineage: Eukaryota; Metazoa; Chordata; Mammalia; Afrosoricida; Tenrecidae
Product: olfactory receptor 5C1
Exons: 1
Coding region: 1-963 (320 amino acids)
Biological process (GO): G protein-coupled receptor signaling pathway; sensory perception of smell
Cellular component (GO): membrane
Molecular function (GO): G protein-coupled receptor activity; olfactory receptor activity; odorant binding
Source: RefSeq, a predicted model, not a curated record
AUGACUCCGGAGAACUUCACAUGGGCUAAGGUCGUACCCGCUGAAUUCAUCCUGCUGGGCAUCACGGAUCGUUGGGACCUGCGCAUUACCCUCUUCCUGAUCUUCCUUCCUGUCUACCUGGUGAGCCUGCUAGGCAACGUGGGCAUGGUGCUGCUGAUUAGCCUAGACGCCCGACUCCACACACCUAUGUACUUCUUCCUGGCCAACCUCUCCUUGCUGGAUGCCUGCUAUUCCUCAGCCAUCGGCCCCAAGAUGUUAGUGGACCUGCUGCUGCCCCGUGCCACCAUCCCUUACCUAGCCUGUGCCCUCCAGAUGUUUGUCUUUGCAGGGCUGGCGGAUGCCGAGUGUUGCCUGCUGGCGGCCAUGGCCUAUGACCGCUACGUGGCCAUCGGGAAUCCUCUUCUCUACACCGCAGCCAUGUCACCGAGACUGUGCCUCGCUCUGCUGGGAGCAUCGGGCCUGGGCGGAGCGGUGAGCGGCCUGGUCCACACCGCCUUCACCUUCCGCCUGAGCUUCUGCCGCUCGAGGGAGGUCAACAGCUUCUUCUGCGACAUCCCUCCGCUGCUGGCCAUCUCAUGCGACGACACCGGUCUCAAUGAGCUCCUGCUCCUUGCCGUCUGUGGUUUCAUCCAGACGGCCACGCUGUUGGCUAUCGCUGUGUCCUACGGCUUCAUUGCCGGGGCCGUGAUCCGCGUGCGCUCGGCCGAGGGCCGCCGAAGAGCAGCCUCGACCUGCGGCUCCCACCUCGCCGCCGUGGCUGUGCUCUACGGGACCCUCAUCUUCAUGUACCUGCGUCCCAGCACCCGUUACGCCCUGGACACUGACAAGAUGGCCUCUGUGUUCUACACCCUGGUCAUCCCGGCGCUCAACCCCCUCAUCUACAGCCUCCGCAACAAGGAGGUGACGGGGGCCUUCCGGAGGACCUGGACCCGACUCUGUGGCCCGGGGCAGGACCACUCGUGA